Messenger RNA from Notechis scutatus (mainland tiger snake), 768 nucleotides. The record is from RefSeq and is a predicted model, not a curated record. NCBI's taxonomy places the organism in Eukaryota, Metazoa, Chordata, Lepidosauria, Squamata, Elapidae.
AUGGGGGAGGGUCUUGUUUCAGAGGACAUAGACAAGGGGAAGAAGAACAAUUUCCAAGCAGAGGAGGAAGAAGAGAAAGAUGAAGCCUACUGUGAAAAGUGUCCAGAUGAACAGCAUUCUAGUAAGAAUCGAGAUCAAUGUGUUCUCAAAGUUUUAAGUUACCUAUCUUAUCAAGAAACAUUAGGUCUAAGUCUGGUGCUCAUUGCCUCUAUUUUGUCUCUAACCACUGCCUUCAUCCUGGGAAUCUUCAUUAAAAACCAAAAAACUCCCAUAGUCAGAGCUAACAACCGGGACCUCACCUACAUUCUCCUGGUCUCUCUCCUACUAUCCUUCUUGACUUCUCUUUUAUUUAUUGGUCGCCCCCAGAAAGUGACCUGUCUCCUUCGACAAACUACCUUCAGUGUUGUCUUUUCAGUGGCUGUGUCUUCUGUGCUGGCCAAGACUGUCAUGGUAGUAGUAGCAUUUCUGGCCACAAAGCCAACCAGCAGGAUGAGGAAAUGGCUGGGGAAAAGUCUUCCCAACUCCAUUGUCUUGUCCUGUUCUGGAGUUCAGGUGGGCAUCUGCCUUACAUGGCUGGGAAUCUCACCCCCAUUCCCAGAUUCUGACUUUCAUUCCCAACCAAGACACAUCCUGCUGCAAUGCAAUGAAGGCUCAGUCUCCAUGUUCUACACUGCCCUUGGCUACAUGGGUUUUUUGGCUGCUAUCUGUUUCUUGGUGGCUUUCUUGGCCCGAAAGCUUCCAGGGACAUUCAAUGAAGCCAAGUGGAUC